Pristis pectinata (smalltooth sawfish) is the source of this 1512-nucleotide messenger RNA. RefSeq names its product alpha-synuclein-like. Gene Ontology annotation, biological process: regulation of dopamine secretion; chemical synaptic transmission; synapse organization. The record is from RefSeq and is a predicted model, not a curated record. NCBI's taxonomy places the organism in Eukaryota, Metazoa, Chordata, Chondrichthyes, Rhinopristiformes, Pristidae. The transcript has 5 exons. Gene Ontology annotation, molecular function: cuprous ion binding. The coding region runs from base 271 to 705 and encodes 144 amino acids. Gene Ontology annotation, cellular component: cytoplasm; axon terminus; neuronal cell body.
UCCCGAGAUGGGGACGCCUCUGAGCCCGAGUCAUUGCAAUCUGGUUCAGGCAAAACAUUCCUCAGCCUUCAGCGGCUCUCGGCUCUGCACAUCCCUGCCUCUUAAACCAGUGAUAUAGCGGUGAUGUGCUGAAAGAGCGGAUAAUUCAUAAAGCAGGGGAAGAAUAAAAAGAAGUCAAGUUGCACAGACGGUCUGUGGGGAGGUAAAUGGUUUGUUCGUGAGCAGCAGCGUGAAGACGACUCCUCGCUCUCCCUCUCGCACUCGGUGACCAUGGAUAUGUUCAUGAAAGGGUUGUCUAAAGCCAAAGAUGGGGUGGUGGCGGCGGCAGAGAAAACAAAGCAAGGAGUGGCAGAGGCGGCAGGAAAGACGAAGGAUGGAAUGCUUUAUGUAGGCUCGAAGACUAAAGAAGGUGUAUUUCACGGAGUGUCCUCAGUGGCUGAGAAGACCAAGGAACAAGCAUCUCUGGUUGGAGGAGCCAUGGUGACCGGAAUGUCCACAGUCGCUCAGAAGACGGUGGAAGGAGCUGGAAACAUAGCAGCAGCCACCGGACUGGUGAAGAAGGAGCAGCUAGUGAAGCAGGAUGAAGACUUCUUCCCGCAGGAGGGUGUGAUGGACAACACAGAAGCACUGCAGACAGACCCUGAUGCUGAGGCCUAUGGUGCAGUCCCUGGGGACGAAUAUCAAGAGUAUGAACCUGAAGCGUGAGUAUCAGCAGAAUGGGCACACUCCAAGAACUUUUUUCCCUUUACUCUUUUUCCAUGUGAAAGUUCUUCAAUUCAGAUGUGACUAGUUGUAAGAUUCUUUUCUCCAAGUGUGAUUUUGUUCACGGUGUACUUUGAAGUCUUUCAUCUGCUGUACUCCAGAUUGUUGUGGCUUUGACCAGGCCCUGUCCCAGAGCUCCCUCCCACUGUAAUGAGGAUCUGGGAACGGGAGCCUCCUUAUUCUGUAGAUAUUGGGUUGAAAAUCCAUCCUCAGUCACUUGCAUUAAACAUGCUGUCAUUUAACAGCUGCACGCUUUGCUUCCAAAUUUUGGUUCUACUGAAGUCAAUGGAACAGGAUUUUGGAUGUGGAACACCGAGUACCUGUACGACUGUACCUCUGCAUUUCGAGCACACAAUUGAGGAUGAAUUUAUACCCCACUAUUUUUGAGGUUCAACAUUAUGAAGUUGUCUAUUGCUUUCCAAUCUAUAAAGACCUUGUGUGUGUGCGUGUGUAUGUGUGAGUGCAUGUGUGUGUAUGUCCGUGUGCGUGUUUGUAUGCACGUGUGCGUGCGUCUUUGUGUCUGUGUGUGUAACUUUGUGUAACCUAUUUAUUGCUGUGUUUUCCAUGUAAGAUGGCUCUGUUUGCUGAGGACGUUGUCUUGUGUACGAUGUUUGCAAUAGCCAGCAUGGAGCUAUGCACUUAAGUAUCAACUGUGAGACUGAAAAUCAGUUUGUGCUGGUGUUUUGAUGAGUGUAUAUAAAUAUCUGGUGUUUCUGUGAAACCAAUUAAACGGAAUGUACAAAACUCUUA